CAUCCAUCACUUUCAGCGAUCUUGCUUAAAAGUCCAACCAACAUGUGGGUGUUUAGAAGAUCACCGAAAACUCCUCCUCAGACAGUCGUCCCACACAUACUGUGUGACUGCUGUUCCCGUAUCGUCAAGAAGUCGAAGAUCAUCCAGGCAUUCGCUGCCGGCCAGGACAUCAACAAUAUUAUAGACUCACCUUCUGAAUGGUUCUUUCACAAUCACAACGUCAAUAAUCUCUCCAAGUCAAGCGCCGCCGGGUGUCAUCUUUGUUCCUUGGCUAUUGCACAAUUGAAUUUUAGCUCUCCACGAAACGACCUCUAUGGGUCUUCAGUGCUAGUUAGAGCAUGGAAUGGACUGACAAAUAAACUAGAAGUAGUCUUUGAAUUCCAUUCCGCACGUCUCAAGGUUACGGACGAGCUCACGAAACAGCAUCUUCUACAAGCAGAACAUGCCUGUGUCUGGGCCGGAUAUCUGAACGACGCGAAGUUCUGCACCAAGUCCGAUUUUGAGUUGCUCUGUGGCUAUGGAACCGCUAGACCUAUAUCAGACACGAUGCCUCAAGGCCUGCCAUGCGGGCGACAGAACCCUAGAUUUACAUUUGCCCAAGCCUGGUUAAGAGUAGUCAGAGGUUAUGAAAGGACAGAAUUCACCUACGAAUCAGAUAGGCUCAUUGCUCUUUCUGGAGUGGCCAAGGCCAUCGAACAUAGCAAAGGGUUCACCUACGUGGCUGGGACAUGGAAGGAACUCUGGCCCCUGGAUGCUUUGUGGUGGUAUGAGCGGGAACCAUCCAGGGAGGAACAGACAGGCUCUACGAAAUUGAAGGCGCCUUCGUGGUCCUGGGCUGAUAGAAAAUGGGCCAAGAAAUUUGCUUUACUGGACGAUAUUGGCCUCGAUAUCCACCAAAUCAUUUACCUGGCACAGUUUGAUGAGUUCACUUGUCCCACAUCCACAGCUCGAUAUAUUGGUACGAGGGCGGAUGAAGAAGGAAUAACACUCACCACAAAGGGUCCGGUCAGGAGAGGGCUGGUGCACCGUAGUGGGAGGGUUGGGGUGCUACUAACGAGCGACGAAGAAUGGGUUGAUGUUUACUGGGACCUGGGCCAGAUUCCAAAGCUAGGCGAAUCAGUGCUCCUUUUGAUACUAAUAUCCGGGAAGAAUAUUUACGGUGUCCCCGUCUGGGCAGGACUGGUCUUGGUGCGGGAGGAGGGCGCACCGAAGAAAGACGGGCAGCCUUGCUACAGACGCGUGGGCUACUUCGAAGGGGGCUUUGGGAACCACGAAACCUGGGGCGAGGAAGCGAUUUGUCUCUGUUGAUUGUUCCAUGAGAUAGGCACAGGGAAAGGGAUCAGGGAGCCAAGGUAUCAAUCUAGGGAGUGCGAAAUUGUCGAGCGUGGAUUUUGGAUUGACGGGGUUUUGCUCUUGGGAAAGGUUGAGACCUUGAUGGCUUCUUUUCUUUAGUGCUAGUAUUUGUUAGUCCAUGAUAAGACUAUGGUGGACAUGCUGUGUAUUGCCUAAGGGAAUGUACAAGG
Messenger RNA from Neurospora tetrasperma FGSC 2508, 1523 nucleotides. RefSeq lists its product as uncharacterized. NCBI's taxonomy places the organism in Eukaryota, Fungi, Ascomycota, Sordariomycetes, Sordariales, Sordariaceae. The transcript is spliced from 2 exons. The record is from RefSeq and is a predicted model, not a curated record. Bases 43 to 1308 code for a protein of 421 amino acids.